AUGCAGGGAAAAGGUUAUGCAGCCAGUGCCUAUCCCAGGGAACAGCAGAGGUACAAAGGCAGAACGAGUUUCCUGUGGUUUAGCACCAGGGGAGGGCUUGCUUUGGCACACAGCUCCUGGUAGUGGCCCCUUCAUUUUAUCUCGAGAUAGGAGCCUUUUCUCCACCCAUGGCAAGGCACUGCAGUGCUGCUGCACUCUGGGCUGUUCUUUCCUCUUAGCUGAGCAGUGCAAGAGCUUCUUUCUUGUCCCACUAUAAUUUAAAAGUGAGAGAAUUUGGGCUUCCCUGACUCAAAGGUUUAUUAUUAACAAACCCCUCUGUUGCUCGCACCCCACAGGAUGGUUUCAAGUAAACAGUCACACCACUAGUUGGAGAAAGGCACACAUGUGAUAAAGGAGACUGAAACAGCUCACUGACAUGUUGAUAACACAGCUGAUAAGGAAAACAAAAAACUGACUUCAGAAAAUACAACAGUUGAGCUUCAGUCCAAGCCAGAAGCAGCACCUGGCCUCUCUUCUCUCCCAGCAUCAAGAAGAUGUGUGCAACAAUGCUGAAGAUCUUUCCAAUUCUAGCCAUCCUUGCAGGCCACAGCAGCGGGGUCGUGGUGACCGUCCCAGAGAAGACAGUGAAUGUCACAGCAGGAGGAAACGCCACCCUGCUCUGCACCUACACCAGCUCUGCACCACUGGGGCAGUUCUUUAUUCAGUGGAGUUUCUACAGUGCCAAAGAGAGCCAGCUGCACACCCACUCCCCGUGUCACGGUAUUCUGAGUAUGGAUGAAAAGUCAGUCAGGCUUUGUCAAAAGACGGUCUAUGUGACAGAUGCACGGGGAAGAUGUAGCUGGAGAUACAAGAUCUAUUAUUAUUCAGGAGGCCAGUCUUACUCCUAUGGAGCAUUUAAGAACAGGAUAACAGCUUCAACAAGUCCAGGGAAUGCAUCAAUAACAAUCUCCAACAUGCAGCCCUCAGACACUGGCUCCUACACCUGUGAAGUUUUCAGCCCUCAGGGUGACGCUGGACAGAGUCAGAAAUCUGUGAUUGUCAGCGUGCUGGUCAAACCAUCAAAACCUUUCUGCAAAGUAGAAGGAACACCUGAGAAAGGCCAUCUAAUCUACCUCCUGUGCAACUGUGAAGAGGGGUUGCCUCGGCCCACCUACCGCUGGUACAAGGUGGAUGAGAACACCCUCAAGCCUGUGACAGAGCAGUUCAAUCCAACCUCUGGCAUCCUCUACAUCGGCAACCUCACCUCCUUUGAGACUGGCUACUACCGGUGCCUGGCCAGCAACCUCCUGGGGAACAGCACCUGCGAGCUGGACCUCACAGCCAAACAUUCAGAUGGUGGUAUUGUUGCUGGAGCACUGAUUGGAGCAAUUCUGGCAGCUGCUAUCAUUUGCAUUAUUGUCUGGGUAUUAACCAAGAAGGCAAAACAUAGGAAGUCAACAAUUAAUGAGAUGCAAGAAAUGGCUCAGAAACAAUCCAAUGCAGACUAUGUUCAGGUACCCAAUGAAGAAAACGUUCCUGUGACCACAGUUCCAUCGAGCAAUGCAACAAAUGAAUAUCCAAGUGCUGAUGAAACAGCAGCUCCUGCAACACCUGAAAAUCAAGAGAAGCAAGAAGCAGAAAAAGAAGAAACGGCCUAGAGUUUGUAAUAGAGUUUUCUUUGUCACCUUGUCACCCUUUAUACAAAAAUUGUUAUCAUUGAAUUUACAUAAAACUUGUAUCAAGGCAUUUGUAUUGUGAGCCACUGGGGUGGAUCAAAAAGGGUCUGUUAGAUAAAGACACACUUUGUGAAUAGCAGAUUUGGCCUUUAAAGUCAAACAAAUUUCUUUUAUUAUCUAGCUACAGUAAACACGGCCAGUACACUGCAGUGUUUCCAGGGACUCAUUCUGCACAGCAGAAGUAAAAAGAAGUUACAUUAAUGUCAUCAGAAUGCUGAAACAGAUGUCAAGACCCAAGUCAAGGAAAUCUUGUGUGUCUGAAUUCCACUAAAGCUAAAAGUAAAAAAUAAAUCCUGGUAGUAGUAAGCAAGGAGCUUAUGCUGGUGAAGUUGUCAGUAGCUUCCAUAGAUAGAACAGAUUCCCUAGAACACCACAGGUUUUAUACCUGUUCAAAAAGUAGAAAUUGCCCAAGUUAUGUUAAAGUUUUUAGAUAAAAGAAAGGAACAAUUGACCACGUUCUUGACUUAUGAUUCCUCUCAUACUUCUAACCACCAGUGAGUAAUAGAUGGUAGUAAAAAGGCAAAAUAAGAAGCAGAACAGGGUGCUGGGAGUAAGGAGGUAAGGAAAAUAGCAUGUACUUGGAGUUUCUUACCAUAGUGUGAUGUUUUCUGUCAGCCUUCUGGCAGAUGUUUGUUCUCACUACGGAAUUUAAAGUUUAUUAAAAAGGAUGGGACACCAUUCCUAGCUUCCCACUCUUACUCUUCAUACUCUUGGCAAAGCAAAAUUCAAAUUAGGAACUGAUCCACGGUGUGUAGCUCUAAAACCCUGCAGAGCCAUGCAGGAUGCAGAAACGUUUUUCAGAAUUUGCUUUAGAUAUUCCAACAGUCUUUGCUGCGUGGCCCAUUUAUCUUCCCACAGGAGCAGGGAUCAUUAAUACUGACACCAAAUAUUAAGCCAACACUCAAGCCACCAUCUCCUAAGGAAGCAGAUUGAUAAAGCUACAGAGCAGGGAGUUUUUGCUGCACAAAGAUCAAGAAUGAACACAGAACUCUCAGCUUCAGCUGCUCCCCAGUCAAAUGUUCAGCAGUGCCUGUGCAAUAUAUAAGAAACAUUUACUCAGUCAGGUUCCCCCUUCAAUGAAGGUCUACAUGGCCAGAGUUAUCCCUCCUGUUCUUAAUUAAGGAGUCCCCUCAGUGACAUUUAACCUGCAUUUUGUGUUCUAAGAUCCAUUUAAAGUCCUUGGUGAAGGUAUUUGUUUGGUUGUAAGUUUCUGUCUUGCUUAUCAAAAUAAAUUGCAUUACCUUAAUCCCUACAAGUCACAAGUAGAAACUGCCAGCUUGCAUUUCCUCCUUUCCUUGAGGCUGAAAUCAAACAUGUUGCAUUUCCAUAAUGUGUAACGGAUGGCAGGGUUUCAUCUUGCUGUUCACAUCCCAGACACACAAGCUAUUUACAAAAUACCAGUUUUAUUACAUGUAAGUUUAAUAAAGUUUUAUAAUACCAAA
Molecule: messenger RNA, 3157 nt
Organism: Prinia subflava (tawny-flanked prinia)
Lineage: Eukaryota; Metazoa; Chordata; Aves; Passeriformes; Cisticolidae
Gene: VSIG1
Product: V-set and immunoglobulin domain containing 1
Exons: 8
Coding region: 534-1637 (367 amino acids)
Biological process (GO): maintenance of gastrointestinal epithelium; epithelial cell morphogenesis
Cellular component (GO): plasma membrane; basolateral plasma membrane
Source: RefSeq, a predicted model, not a curated record